Mollisia scopiformis is the source of this 537-nucleotide messenger RNA. RefSeq lists its product as uncharacterized. Lineage: Eukaryota; Fungi; Ascomycota; Leotiomycetes; Helotiales; Mollisiaceae. The record is from RefSeq and is a predicted model, not a curated record. The coding region runs from base 1 to 537 and encodes 178 amino acids. The transcript is spliced from 2 exons.
AUGCCACUCCCAGACCUAGCAAAAGUGGUGAUCUCGCGGAACAGAUUUCCAAGUGUCCGCCGGGGAAGUGGUUUUGGCUUCACACAGUGGAUUGAAUUGGCGUGGCAGCUAGACCACGAGGGGUUACGAUUUCAUCGCCCACCCCGUGCGAUUGGCCCAAUUGACCUAAAAUGUGAUAUUGAUAUUUGGGUUCAGGACCUCGUGGGAAGUUGGGCAGCGCAUCCGGCUCGCGGGGAUUAUGUCUCGGGCUGCAUCGUCAGACGAACGGGUCCCUUACGGCUCGUCCAAGUUGCGGUUUGCUGUCUCAUCUACCAUGCCAACGCCCUACCCGGGGCGACGUUCAAUGUCCCCCGCGAUGCCCAAUCAGAAGUCGUGUUCGCCCAAUUCCGUGUCACUCGAACCGCACUGCUGGGUAGUCGCGCAUGGCUCCGUGAUCCACCCAGCCCUUGCCCCCGUGAGGUGAUGAAAUCCAGAGGCAGGAUCCAGUCGGGAUGGUGGCGCUUCAGACAUGAUUUCAAAGCAUUCAAUCACAAUUGA